AUGGGUGGUUUAGGUGGAGAUAAAGACGCAAAAAAGAAACACACGAGGCCUACGUUUUCUGGACAGCAGAUAUUUGCGUUAGAAAAAACCUUUGAACAAACCAAAUACCUGGCUGGACCAGAACGAGCGAAAUUAGCUUAUGCUUUAGGAAUGACAGAAUCACAAGUUAAGUUUCACUUGUUUUCUUACUUUCUUUUCCUGGGUUGUCACCCUACCUUAUUCCUUUUAGCGAUAUUAAAAAUAAAUCAAUUCCACGAACUACUAAGAACACCAAGAACACCAAGAGGAAUUAUUAUACCAAGUGUUAAGACUCUAUGA
Molecule: messenger RNA, 318 nt
Organism: Diabrotica balteata
Lineage: Eukaryota; Metazoa; Arthropoda; Insecta; Coleoptera; Chrysomelidae
Source: the annotation of a GenBank genome assembly